UAGUACUUUGGUCAAAGCAGCUCUGUGUAGUAGCAUCAUGCAGAAAAGCCAUUAAUUUGCCUGGAGUGACUUGAUGGUUGGUGGUCAGGUGCCUAAGAAAAGUGGGAUGUGAGACUGGGUUUCAUGUUUUAGCGGGGAUUGAUUGGCCUCUGCUGGGGAAAGUGGAUGGAUGUUUAAUAAUGUUGCCAACAUCUGAAGUAUAAAAAGAGGGGCUCUUACCAAGGCUAGAUCCAGUUGCCCCCAGCCCUCUCCAACUAGAAAGUAGAGGAAAUCUCUUGCCCUUCAACAUCAUUGUGGCUACCAAGAGGAGGCCCUAUUAUUGGGCAAAGAGGAAGCCAGAACCCUUGUAUCAUUUAGUACAUUUUGGGCUUAAAAAUAGGAAGAGGGAGUGACGAUAAAUGGAUCAAGAAAGAGAUUUGAAAAUAAUGGUGGAGGAGUGAUGUACACUGAUAGAGCAGUAGAAAGGGAAACAGCUUAAGUAUUGAGCACCUGUUGUGUACCAGGAGCUUUAUGGCUUUAUAUAUGUUAUCUCAGUUAACUCUCCAGUGACCACAUAGGCUUUGAUGGAAGUAGAAACAGGUUACUAGAGCAGAGGCACAGCAACUUGCUUUUAAGCACAGGCAGGUAAGAAACAGAGCUGAGCUUGCAAGCCUGCUCCUAGCAGUGAGCCUUGCACUCUCCUGGGUUUAGGGUGACUGCAGUCAACUAAACCCCAGUCAGGUGGCUAGUUUUUGGCAGCAAGAAGAGAAUGAAAGUUUGGGCAGUGAUGAACAUUUUGUUUAGCAGCACUUUUACAUUUCUUUCCUAAGCAGCUUUCCAGCUAAUGGCCGAUCACACAGAGUGUACAAGUGCGUUUUGCUAAUAAAUAGGACUGCCUCCCCCACCGAGCCACGGAAGCGCUAAGAACCCAACCGCGCAAUUCCCAGCACAGCAGCGCCCAAGAUGCCUGAGGGUGGACCCAGAGGCGGGGUGGGGCCACCUUGGCUGCCCGGGGAUUUGAGCCGGGGGUGGGCGGGGAGGAGCAAUUGUGACCUGCCCGGGUCCCUCCCCUCCCUGGGCACUGUGAUGCUGCAGGGCAGCUGCUGGCCUAGCAUGUCUGUCCCCAGACCCCUCCCGGCUGGUGUGUCACAACAGCGGAGGCGGCUGUAUCUAGAGCACUUGGGGUGGGCAGGCCCAGCUGGGAGGCAAGCCGGCGAGGAGAGCGGCCGCGAUGCGGGAGUGCAUAUCAGUCCACGUGGGUCAAGCCGGAGUUCAGAUUGGCAAUGCCUGCUGGGAGCUCUUCUGUCUGGAACACGGCAUCCAGGCGGAUGGCACCUUUAGUGUCCAGGCCAGCAAGGUCAACGACGAUGACUCAUUCACCACCUUUUUCAGUGAGACUGGCAAUGGGAAACAUGUGCCUCGGGCUGUCAUGGUAGAUCUGGAGCCUACUGUAGUAGAUGAAGUUCGGGCAGGAACCUACCGUCAGCUCUUCCAUCCAGAGCAGUUGAUCACAGGGAAGGAGGAUGCAGCUAACAACUAUGCCCGGGGCCACUACACAGUGGGCAAGGAGAGCAUCGACCUGGUGCUGGACCGCAUACGGAAGCUGACAGAUGCCUGCUCUGGCUUGCAGGGCUUUCUGAUCUUCCACAGUUUUGGUGGGGGCACUGGCUCUGGCUUUACUUCUCUGCUGAUGGAACGGCUCUCCCUGGAUUAUGGCAAGAAGUCCAAGCUAGAGUUUGCUAUCUACCCAGCCCCUCAGGUCUCCACUGCAGUGGUGGAGCCCUACAACUCCAUUCUGACCACUCACACCACACUGGAACAUUCAGAUUGUGCUUUUAUGGUGGAUAAUGAAGCUAUCUAUGACAUCUGCCGCAGGAACCUAGACAUCGAGCGCCCCACCUAUACCAAUCUCAACCGCCUCAUCAGCCAGAUUGUGUCUUCCAUCACUGCCUCUCUCCGCUUUGAUGGGGCCCUUAAUGUGGACCUCACUGAGUUCCAGACCAACCUGGUGCCCUACCCCCGCAUCCACUUCCCACUGGUCACUUAUGCACCCAUUAUAUCUGCUGAGAAAGCCUAUCAUGAACAACUCUCCGUGGCUGAGAUAACCAGCUCCUGCUUUGAGCCCAACAGUCAGAUGGUGAAAUGUGACCCAAGACAUGGGAAGUACAUGGCCUGCUGCAUGCUCUACCGGGGGGACGUGGUGCCUAAGGAUGUGAAUGUUGCUAUUGCUGCCAUCAAAACCAAGAGGACUAUUCAGUUUGUAGAUUGGUGUCCCACAGGCUUUAAGGUGGGCAUCAACUAUCAGCCACCCACAGUGGUGCCAGGAGGGGACCUGGCCAAAGUUCAGCGGGCUGUUUGCAUGCUGAGCAACACUACUGCAAUUGCGGAGGCCUGGGCCCGCCUGGACCACAAGUUUGACCUCAUGUACGCCAAGCGGGCCUUUGUGCAUUGGUAUGUUGGAGAGGGAAUGGAAGAAGGAGAAUUUUCUGAGGCCAGGGAGGACCUGGCUGCUCUGGAGAAGGAUUAUGAAGAAGUGGGGACUGAUUCAUUUGAAGAAGAAAAUGAAGGGGAGGAGUUUUAAAUAUAACACUUUCCCCUUGGCUGUGUCUCUUUAUUUAUGCUUCUCCACUCAAAGCACGUUUAACUAUUCCAAGAGUAACAGACUAUACUCCUAAGCCCAGCCUAAUUUCUGUUUUCCAUUGGAAGAGGUGUCUAACACCAGUGCCUGUGGGUGACUGGGCCAAAAAUGGAUGCUGAACUGUUCAGACCCUCCCUUGGGUAAAAGCAGCUUUGUGUCACUAAAAAAAAAAAAAAAAAAAAAAAAAAAAA
This is a messenger RNA of Callorhinus ursinus (northern fur seal), 2808 nucleotides long. It is a transcript of the gene TUBA8, whose product is annotated as tubulin alpha 8. NCBI's taxonomy places the organism in Eukaryota, Metazoa, Chordata, Mammalia, Carnivora, Otariidae. Gene Ontology annotation, molecular function: GTP binding; structural constituent of cytoskeleton. The record is from RefSeq and is a predicted model, not a curated record. Gene Ontology annotation, biological process: microtubule-based process. Gene Ontology annotation, cellular component: microtubule.